AUGGUGCUGCUGGCUUCUCUUCUGUUUGCUGCUUUCGCCGGUGCCAAAUGCUUCGAACCUGACAUUGCGCAUCCGCCGCCUGAGUACAAUGUCCACGAUCCUCUGCUCAAGGAAGCAUUCGAAUCCAUCAACACAGCACUUACGGCAGCUGUGGCAGCGCCCAUACAUGCUCGAAGCUCGUUUUCUGUAGAGGUAACCUCAUCGGAGGAAACUCUAUGGUCGUAUCAUCACACGGCGUUCGAACGCAAUGCCUCUCGCCCAGAUAUACCCAAAGUCAACGGCGACGCGUUGUAUCGUAUCGCUAGCAUAACGAAGACCUUCACCGUCCUGGGCAUAUUGUACCAGCACGCAGCUGGCAACUUGAGUUUAGAUGAAACUGUGAACACGUAUCUCAAAGAACUGGGAGAAAAGUCGGAUGGUGGCAUACCAUGGAAGGACAUCACCUUGCGUAGUUUGGCCAGCCAGCUGAGCGGCCUUCCGCGGGAAUGGGCUCAAGGCGACUUGAUCAAUCAAAACUACGAAAAGCUGAAUCCGAGUUACUUGGGCCUACCGCCUGAUGUCUCACGGAAAGGGUUGCCACAUUGUGACGAGUACUCACCAAAUUUCGAGACGCCUUGCACGGCCAGAGAUUUGUUUAAGCAGGUCAACAAGCUCGCGCCGCUUUUCGCGCCCAACCAGAAAUCUUCCUACUCUAAUCUCGCGUUCGAGCUGCUCGGUCUCGUGCUCUCGCGGGUAUCGAAUCGUACCUACGAAGCUUACAUCGAUGAAGCCAUAUUCAAGCCUCUGAACAUGUCGACCAGCACCCUUUCGAAACCCGCCGACUCUGCUGGCGUCAUUCCGGCAGGCCCACAGUUCUGGGACGUGCAAGAGGGUGUUCAGAAUCCCACGGGCGGCAUCUAUAGUUCCUCGAGUGACCUGUCCAAGUACCUCCGCUAUGUCUUGACUCAUUUCAAUGCCAUUACCCACGCGAUCAAUUGGCUGCACCCCGUCUCCCAUUCCCACGGAUCCAAUAGUUUUUACGGUAUGCCAUGGGAGAUCUUCACAACAGACCGCGUACUAAAAGACUCCAAUCGCACAAUACGCGUCGUAUCCAAGAGCGGAGGAUUACCGGGCUACACUUCCAUCAUCAUGACAGUGCCAGAAUACGACCUAGGGAUCACCAUUCUGAUCGCCGGCCCUGCCAAGAUCUUUGCCAAGAUCCAAAGUAUUGUUUUGACGACCAUGAUACAAGUCGCCGAGAAGAUUGCCAUCCGGCAGUUGGGUGAUCGCUACGCCGGCACAUAUAGCGCGGCAGAUCCAGAACUGAAUUCUACGGUGAUAUUGACAGCCGACCACCGCGGUCUUGUUGUCACAACCUGGAUAUCGAAUGGAACAGAUGUCUUCAAAUCGCCCAUUGUCAAAGAUGGCGCGCCGGAGCACUACUACGCACAACUCAGCCCUACACUCCUCUACCGCGACGAGGAGACACAGCGAGGCGAAGAGUGGCGUGCGAUGUUCGUCGAGGAGCGUGAAGGUGGGCCGCCGGAUGAUUUCUGCAUCGAUGAUUGGGACAUGUCCUCUUAUGCGGGUAUACCCUUGAAUGCAGUCGCGUUCUGGGAUGAGCAAGAAGACGGUCACUUCGGGAAGCUGGAAUUGUCGGCCUUCAGGGUGAAUCUUACAAGAGCAGACUGGAAGGGGGGAAAGAAUAGGGAGUAUGAUCAACAAGAGGCGAUGGAGCUCUGA
Alternaria arborescens is the source of this 1722-nucleotide messenger RNA. RefSeq lists its product as hypothetical. Lineage: Eukaryota; Fungi; Ascomycota; Dothideomycetes; Pleosporales; Pleosporaceae. The transcript is spliced from 3 exons. Bases 1 to 1722 code for a protein of 573 amino acids. The record is from RefSeq and is a predicted model, not a curated record.